AUGCUACAGUACCUUGUACUUACCCUUCUUCUACUGUCUACAGUAACCUCACAACGCUACAACUACUACAGUUAUGGACCUCAACGCUACACCAACUACGUACAACCACAGCCUGUUUACAGUAGACCAUCAGUAGCAACACAGUAUCGUUCUUACUAUCAACCUACUAGCUAUUACAGUAACCCAAGCUACAACAACUACUAUAACCGACAAUCAUAUCCUAGCUACAACAGUGGGUAUGGUAACUCUGGAUACGGUAGCCAAGGGGCUUACGGUUCAACGUACGGUAGUCAAAACACUGGGUAUGGAAGCUACGGUAGCUCAUAUGGAGGAUACGGUAGCUCAGACGGGAGUUCUUAUCCAGGCUACAGUAGCUCUGGCUACGGUAGCAGCUACAACCCAUACUAUGUGUCAAGGAACAAUGCUUAUGAAAAUAACAUCAACUUCUGGAGGACUAGUCAAAUUGCACCAUUAACGCCAAAAAGCGGCAUCAAUUUGGGCGGUGUUUGGCUAUUGUGCUCCAGCUGUACUAGAGGAUAG
Messenger RNA from Bursaphelenchus okinawaensis, 540 nucleotides. The record is from the annotation of a GenBank genome assembly. Lineage: Eukaryota; Metazoa; Nematoda; Chromadorea; Rhabditida; Aphelenchoididae.